GGAUUAUAUAUGAUGAAUAUAUAUUCACGGCGCUCGUCAACUUUAGGUUUAGUGGCGUCGUUGUUUUCUUUUUGGAGUAGGAAGGUUCGAGAACUUGCAGCUCUAUUUCUGUUUCUGUUUCUGUAACUGCUCAAGAAGAAUCUUGAUAGUAACUACGAACAUUUUCCCAAUGAAAUUUUCCCCCUCCUCUGUGCAGGUAUUUCGAUGCGAACCGAAAGAAGGACGAGUGGGUUCUGGACUACUAC
This is a messenger RNA of Amoebophrya sp. A120, 245 nucleotides long. The record is from the annotation of a GenBank genome assembly. NCBI's taxonomy places the organism in Eukaryota, Dinophyceae, Syndiniales, Amoebophryaceae.